AUGGCUUCGUCAAAUGUUUCACAAUAUCAGUACAGUGAUAUUCAAACAGUUCUAGUGGACAAACUCACAGAGUGGCACAAACACUUUCCAGACGAUAGUACCAAACCCAUUCAUGUUUUACCGGUGGUUAGACACGAUGACCCGGAUCUAUUUCAAUCAUCCUUAGAAAACGAGAGCAACGAGCAUAAUGGGGAACGCAUCAUACUUAUUCCAUACUAUUUUGGGAACUCCCAUUGUACUGGAAUCCUACUGGAAUUUAAUGCAGAUGGAUCGAUCAACAGAGCUGAAUAUACAGAUCCAGUGAAAGGUACCAUACCAAACAAAUUACAAAGCCAGUUCAAAGAAGUUUAUUCGGAGAGCACUCUGCAGGUGAAAGAUUUGCCACAACAACAUGAUGCGAUGAAUAGUGCGGCAAUAACGAUUGAAAGCUUAUUAGCAGGUGUCAAUGUUGACUUAUCGAAAAUCACUCCAGUGACGUCUAUUACUUCAUCAACAAAUAACAUUCCAAACGAAGGUAACGGAAACGAACUUUAUCCCCGGUUAGAUUCCUUAGAACAUAAUUUGGAAUCACAUAACUUGCAGAAUACAGGUGGAUUGCAAAUAGGAAUUCAGAAUGAAGGUUUUGAUGAUCGAGGUGCGAGACGUUCGUAUAUUGAAAACCUUCGUACUGAUUGUAAUUCUAUGCCACCAUGCGCUGAGAAAAUAAUUUUGGAGCUUCUCAUACACUUCAACGAAAAACAGUUAGAAGGAGCUUCUUCAUUAACGAGAGAUUCAAAAAUUGAACUGUUGCAAAAACUUAGAGAACAGAUGAUACGAGAGCAAUUUUUCUCCGAAUGGGCGCAAACGAGAUUUCAAGAAUUGAAUAUAAUCAUCGAGAAUAGUAAUGAUUCAUCUGUCGUAGCUUGUUUGAGUAAGCUGUUGACACGAAUUCGUCCAUUACACGUUCAAGAAAUGCAAAGACUAGUGUUGAAAGCCAACCAAGCUGCGGAUUUAAUUCGUAAUCAAGAUAUCCUCCUUCUCUUAGGUGAAACUGGAUCUGGUAAAUCGACUAUGAUUCAAUUUUUAGCAGGAUGUCGCAUGACACAAAAGAAGGAAAAGAUCCUCGAUUGA
Messenger RNA from Adineta ricciae, 1110 nucleotides. Lineage: Eukaryota; Metazoa; Rotifera; Eurotatoria; Adinetida; Adinetidae. The record is from the annotation of a GenBank genome assembly.